GAUACGCUUUUCUUUACCUUCACACAAUAUCUCAUGUGCUGAGAAAUUCACUCCUUAGCAAAAUAUUUUCUUGUAAAAUAAAAUUGUAAUAAUUUGUAAGCUUCCGCCGUACUUCUCCAAGUUGUAUCUCGCUCUACCUCUACCUUGCUAGGUCCACUCAUUAGAGUGGUAUCAAAGCCACGUUAAGUGGCAACUAGUGAAUUAGUUUGGACGUCCGUGCAAUUUACAUUUAGGCUCGUCAUAUCACAGCCCAGCCCAAAAGACUUGAGUUUAGAUUUUCAAAAUCAUAGUUAGAAGCUGAGCGCAAGCCCAUAAUAUCAUAUCCCAGUCCAAGAAGAAAUGAGUUGGCUACUUGAUAAUGUUGAAGAAAAAGCUACCCACUUGUUCAGUUAAUAUUAUCAUACUCCUUUUCUUUUCUUUUUUCUUUUUUUAUUUUUUUUUAUUUUGCAUUUUCUUCUCUGCAAUUAAUAAAUUGUGUGUGAGUUACACAUUACAUCAAUAAACAAAAUAUAAUGAGAUAUUGAUUUGGCGCAAACUUCAAUCCGGCUGUUUGACUAAUCACUUUUGUCGUUUCCAGCUUGAUUUAAGAAGACGAUUCUGCGAUCGAACAAUCUCUUGGGCAUUUCGUCGAGCAUUUGGAGCACAUAUGUUCUUCUAAGCAGAUUAUGCAAAUCGUUUCAAAUUUGAAGAUUGAAUUCUUUUUACAAUGCACUAUCUAAUCUUUCCAUUAUGAUAUGCAGGUGAAGCCAAAUCAUCAAAAUCAGAGUUUCAAGCCCAAAAAAUUCAGGUUUGGACCAUAUUCGUAGCUUUUUCAAAAAAUGGGGACAUUUUUAGAGAUUACAAUUUUAGUGGCUCUAAGCCAAAGUUGGGAGCAUUUAUCUUAUCUGAACUGUCUCAGUCUCGCAAUAAUGUGGUAAGGAAUGGCCAACCAUCUUAAAUCUAUCAACACUGUGAAAGGAGAAAGUCUGUGUCCAUAUUUAUUGAUUUCAAUUCUCAACUGUGAAUUCAUGAAACAAUAUUGCUCGUCUUCUAAAUAUCAUCUCAUUUUUCAUUCAAAUUCUAUGUGAGCAUUCAUAGACUGAGUUAAUAAGCAUGGCAGCUUAUGGAGCUCUGGUUUCUCUUAUGCAUAUCAUAGAUACCCUCCGAAAACAUCCUUCCCCUCCCAUUUCUAUCCACCCUAAACAGGCAGACUCACUCACCGAAAAGGUCACUUUCCUCGAGAAUUUUCUCGAAAUCUAUAAUCCCCAUCUUGACUACAGCAAAGAGGCCGAUCCACUGGAGAGUAGCAUCGCAGAUGCAGCUUAUGCGGCUGAAGACAUAAUCGAAUCACAUAUCGUGUAUCACAUCAAAACUGAUGGGGGAAAGACCAGCCCCAACUCCUUGUACAAAUCUCUAGAGAAGGUGAUUGGAUACAUGGGUCUGAUUGAGAAAGAAGCCAUGGAAAUCAAACAGACUUUGGGCGUCAAACAUCAGCUGCACACCAAGUCAGCGCCUUCAGAUUCCUCAGAGUCUUCUACCAAUGCAGAUGAUAAGAUUACCAUGGUGGGUGCUGAGGAGGCCUUGCUUGAAAUGAAAGAUAAACUCACUUCUGAUCGCCGUGAUCUACAGAUCAUUCCCAUUGUAGGGAUGGGUGGCUCUGGUAAGACUACUCUUGCCAUGAACAUUUAUCAAGACCGUCUUGUUAAAGAGCAUUUUCAUGUUUCCGCUUGGGUUGCCAUAUCUCAAGAGUAUAACAUUCAAGAAAUGCUCGUACACAUUCUUCGUCAGUUAAAUCAAAAAGUUGGUCAAACAUCGAGUGAGGAAGGUUUAGGAGAAAUCUUGCAUAAAAACUUAUUUGGUAGAAAAUACUUGAUUAUACUUGAUGAUAUGUGGAGUAUUAAGGCGUGGGAUGGGAUUAGGAGGUUUUUACCGGACAACAAAAAUGGUAGCAGAAUAGUGGUAACAACUAGGCUAUCAAACCUGGGUUCUGAUUUAUCCCACUCUAAAAACUUUGAGAUGCGUCUUUUGAAUGUGGUUGAUGGUUGGAAGCUUCUCUCCAAAAUUGUGUUUGGAGAGAAAGUUUGCCCUCCAGAAUUGGUGAAAAUCGGUUGGAGAAUAGUUUUCGGUUGCAAAGGACUUCCAUUGUCGAUUGUUGUGAUUGGAGGACUUUUGACCAAAUCCAACCAUACAAGAGAGAUUUGGUGGUCUAUACAAGAAAACUUGAGUUCAAUAGUGAAUUCAAAUGAUGAUGAAUGGUGUUUUAGAAUAUUACACAUGAGCUAUAAGCAAUUGCCGGUUUAUCUAAAACCGUGCUUUCUCUAUAUGGGAAUUUUUGGUGAAGAUAAGGUGAUUCGUAGAUCAACGCUCAUUAAAUUAUGGGUUUCUGAAGGAAUUCUCAAACCAAAAAGUGGGAAAAGCUUGGAAGAGAUAGCCAAAGUGUAUUUAAAGGAUCUCGCCGAUAGAAAUCUUGUUUUGAUUAAUAAGAUUGGGAUUAAUGGGGAGAUAAAAUGCUGCAAAAUUCAUGAUUUGGUGAGAGAUAUGUGUUUGAAAGAAGUUGAAAAGGAAAGGUUUUAUCAUGUUAUAAGAGAUGAUCUCCCACGCUUAAAUACUCCACGAAUAAAAAGCCAACGUCGUGUUAUUAUUCCAAGGUUGUUAUCAAGUCUAGUCUUGGGAUCUUUUUCAUAUGCUCGUUCCUUAAUAUGUGACUAUGACGACUAUGGGGAAGUUCGACUGCCUCACAACCUAAGAUUGUUGAGGACACUCAAAGCAUAUGAUGUAGAUACCGAUAUUAUGAAUGGUGCUUAUUUCUUUGAUAAUGUGUUUGAAUUGGUGAACUUACGGUACCUUGCUGUUAGAGUUCAUCCUGGGUCCAAAUUCUCUACUUCGAUUGAUCUGCUUUGGAAUCUACACACAUUGACUAUUCGUUGUUCGCGUGGUCUUAUUGCACCGAAUGAAAUUUGGAAAUUGCAUCAACUUCGGCAUCUUGAGUUUACGCAAUACAGAUUGAGUCUCCCAGAACCUCCUAUUGACGACAAUGACAUUGUUAUAAUGGAGAACCUGCAUACACUCAAAGGAGUGAAGAAUUUGGUUUUGAAUGAGAAGGUGGUUAAAAGAAUUCCCAAUGUGAAGAAAUUGUAUCUUUGGUACAAUAUUGCAGAAAUGAAGGGGAAUAACUAUCUCAGCAAUCUUGAGUGUUUGAGUAAAUUGGAAAACUUCCACUGCUACCUCAACAAUGCACAUGAUGUGCAUUGGCAGGGCAUUAGGUUCCCACACUCCCUCAAAAAGUUGUCUGUCAUUGUCGCCUGGUCUGCCCAUUAUGCUCUGAACUUGGAAGAUAUAAUGUCAGAAAUCAGUUCAUUGCCCCUUCUUGAGAAGUUAGUUUUAAAUAGUGGUGUCUUCAAAACAAGCAAGUGGGAAACAAUUGAAGGCCAGUUUCCAAGCCUCAAGUUUCUACAUUUGGAAAGUUGCUAUGAUUUAGUAGAUUGGAUUGUAUCAGACAACUCUCACUUUCCACAUCUGCGAGGGCUUCAUCUUCGUGGGUUUCGUCAACUGAAGGAGAUACCAUCUGCAGUUGGAGAAAUAGCAACGUUGAAAUCAAUUGAAUUGGAAUCAUGUAGUGAAUCAGCGGUGAGGUCAGCUAAAAAGAUAGUAGAGGAACAAGAAGAUUUAUAUGGAGACCAACUAGACCUUCAUGUUCGUGUCAAAGUUUAUAAGGAUCAAGAAAAACUGAAGAGCUUGGCAACUGCCAACUUUGAAUUUGUAUAGUUGUAGAUAAAAAGUAGACUUGAUCUCGUGUAGCAUCAAAGAGUACCCUGUUGUUGGACCUCACUUCCUCUUCUCAUCUCAUCUCAUUUCAUCUCAUGUACAAGGCGGUGAAGAUGUGAGGGGGAGAUGCUGCUAUCUGGAACCACACUCGAAGUCUCCCUUGCAUACGUUUGAGAGCUGUCGCCAGUCAGUUGUUUGAGCAGCACCUUCUAGUACAGCAGGAUAGGAGUAGGAUUUUAUAUUGGCUUUGUUCUAAAACAAUGGGUUGGACUUAAUCGUCAUGGGCUUGGGCUAUAAUGUAUUCCAGAGACAACACUUGGAGCGAUUCGAGACUAACGCGUGGAGCGCGCUUUUGACAACACGGUGGUCCAUAGGCUGGUAAUUAGAGAACUUUAAAUCCAUGAUGAAAAGAAGGAAAUGGAAUCUCCACAGAAAAUAUUAGUUAAAUGAUGGUAGCAACUUCCAAGACGCCUCAUUUGUUUAAUUCUACAGCAUCCCUUUUGAGAAUUCAGAAUCACCAUCUCCUUUUCAUUCAUCUUCUUCUCUAGACUGAACAACACAAGAUUCAAAAUCAUGGCUGCUUAUGCAGCUCUGGUUUCUGUUAUGAAUAUCAUGGAUACCCUUCAUCUUCAUCCUCACCCUCCCAUCUCUCUCCACCCUAAACAGGCUGAGUCUCUCACUGAAAAGAUCACUUUCCUCCAAAAAUUUCUCACUAUUUAUAAUCCCCAUCUUGACUACAGCAGAGAAGCGGAUCCAUUGGAGAGUCACAUUGCAGAUGCAGCUUAUGCAGCUGAAGACAUCAUCGAAUCCCAUAUUGUGGAUCAAAUCACAAGUGAUGGAGGAAUAAUCAGCCCCAACACCUUAUACGAAGCUCUAGAGAAGGUGAUCGGAGAUAUGGAUUUGAUAAUGAAAGAAAUUGUGAGAUAUGGAUUUGAUAAUGAAAGAAUAAUCAGCCCCAACACCUUAUUGAAGGCUUGUCGGGAUCUAGAAGAUUGGAUUGUGCCAAACAGCUCACACUUUCCGCUUCUCCAAAAUCUCUGUCUGACUAAAGUGGAUCAACUGAAGGAGAUCCCAUCAGAGAUUGGAGAAAUAGCAACAAUGAAGUCAAUUUCUUUGCGAUAUUGCAGUGAAUCAGCGGUGGUGUCGGCUAAAGAUAUAAUAGAGGAACAAGAAGGUUUAUAUGGAGACCUACUAGACCUUCGUGUUCGAGUUGUGGUUAAGCAUGAACAAGAAGAACUGAAGAGGUUGGAAAGUGCCAACUUUGAAGUAGUAGAGAUAGACUUCGCACAUAGCAUGAAAGAAACAAUGAAUUGGUUGGGAAGUCCCAUCUUUGAUGAUGAACUAUUAAGUUUUUUAGAUAGCAUACAAGAGGAAGAGAUAGUAGAGGAACAAGAGCAUUUAUGAGGGUAUGCUGAGAUUAAUGCUUAUCACAAGAGUGUGUUUUUGGUUUUGUUUUGAUCUUAGAUUUUAUUGGCAAAAUGUUUCCUUUGGUGAGAUACUAAAUCCAAUAGUGGGUAUGUAAUUGUGUUUGUGUGGAGUGAUGGGAUGGUUUUGUAUGA
Molecule: messenger RNA, 5303 nt
Organism: Salvia hispanica
Lineage: Eukaryota; Viridiplantae; Streptophyta; Magnoliopsida; Lamiales; Lamiaceae
Source: RefSeq, a predicted model, not a curated record